AUGAGUGAGUCUUGCGUGGAGACUACGGAGGCACCCGCUUGGUUGUCUAAGUUAGAAAGCCAACGCGAGAAAUUAAGUAAAGCCCGGCUUGGCCAUGAUAGCGGUGCCGGCGCUCCAUGUAACUCUUGCGGUUCAACUUGUCCUGGGUUGGAUCUACAUUUUUGGCGCAAGGUGUGUCGUGCAUGCCACUGUAGUAAAGAUGUUCACGAUGUACAGGAUGAUGAUUUGUCAGGAUGGGCUCAAUUUGAACUACUUGGCACUGCUAGACCUAAAAAAGCCUCAUUGCCCUUGAUCAAGAUUCGUGGUGUAACAGAUAAACCUGUCAAAUUAGACUGGGUGCCUCCUAAUGCAUCUACUGAACUGGUAUCUGAGUACAUGUCAUGUUUGGGGCCAUUAGCACCAGUGUCUGGGUCGGCUGCGGCGCGAAAGAGACGCGCUCAACUCCGAACCCAGCUGCCGCCUCAUGACGUAGCGCCAGCCGCCCGCCAUCACGCAACUGACCAAGAAAAAACAGAACACACGGAAUAUAUUACAAGAAUUAAAGACCAUGUUGUUGGUAUGGGCAAUGUUGUCAGAGUGGGGCCUUUGCAAAAUGGAGAAGUCUAUUUAGUUGAAAAUAGUAAAACUCAUCCUUCAACCAAGUCAUAUGCACUGCCUUUAAAAAUAUCUAAUAUCUCAAAAGGUGUUAAGUAUAACAUAGUACCAAAAAAUGCUUCAGACAAAAAACUUGUUUUAGAUUCUCAAGGAAAUGUCGUUAGUAGUGCUGCUAAUCUUCCAGAUUAUAAGUCCAGUCCUAUAUUAAGUAGGAUUGUAAAAGAUAAACUGCAUGUGAUGCACAUUGAAUCUGAUAGAAUUAAGAGUGCAGUGGAACAUGGACCAGUAUAUGAUAAACUGCUUAAAAAUUUAAGUGAUUUGAAUAUGCCUCUCUCUAAUGAUGUUUAUUUACAACCUAUAAAACUUUUUCGUGAUGAAUACAAUAAAAAUCCUCAAUUUAGAGAUGAAACAAAUGAAUUUGCCAGCAAAGCUUUGGGUGCUCAAAUAAUGGCAGAUUUAUGGCCCACCAGCAACAAUAAUGUUAUGGGUACUGCAAAGAUGUUAGAUAGUAGGAUACAAAAGGGCACUAUCUUUGCACCAAAUGGAGAAAUAUGGAGUUGGAAACAUGAGCCAACUACUCCUGAGCUUAGUAGCACUAUUUGUUCUACAAGAAUAAAUCCACAGUUUUCUUCUUCAUCAAAACCUAUGAAUCAAGUUGAACCACAACAGACUGCACCUUUAAGAGAAUAUCUCCGAACUCAUUCUGAAGAAGAACUUCCGCCACCCCCAGUGCCUAAUUAUCACACAUAUCCUGGAGCUUUGCCACAACCUACUACUCUUGUUGAUUGGAAUUCAUCUGAAAAUCACAAUCUACCCGAAAAUGCCGCCCAAAUCGUGGCGCAACCUGUGAUGAAUUAUGCAGAACAAGUAGAUCCAAUACUUACACAAUUUUCUGAAAUGUCACUGAGUCCAGCUGAAAUGGAAUUCAACAGAAAACUAUACAAUGAAGGUGUACCAUGUCAACGAUGCCACAAGCCGAUGUUUGCAGGCGAAGUGGCUGUGAAAGCUGAAAGAGCAGGCCAAGAAGCUAUUUGGCAUCCACAGUGCUUUACAUGUUCGGUGUCAUUGGCCCGGAACAACAGGGGGUGUCUUGGAGCUCUGUGCAUUGGCAUGCGAAUUGCUUCAUAUGUUCUGGAAGAAUGUGCGGCAAGAGUCUUCUCAGUGGUAGAUUUG
Iphiclides podalirius (scarce swallowtail) is the source of this 1767-nucleotide messenger RNA. NCBI's taxonomy places the organism in Eukaryota, Metazoa, Arthropoda, Insecta, Lepidoptera, Papilionidae. The record is from the annotation of a GenBank genome assembly.